AUGAUAUGAUAUGAGAAGAAAACCAGAUAUUAUAUUAUCAAUUGCAAAAACUAUAAGGAAACAAGAAUCCCCCAUUUCUCUCAUUGGAUUUCUAUUUCCCUAUUUGGGGCUUCUCUCUGUCUCUCUCUCUAUCUCUGGGUAAUGCUAUCUGGAUGCUUCUAGGAUCAUGAUUUUUUUCCCUCUCAUACGUGAUUCGCACUUCUCUUGUAGAGUAUAUAUGGGCUGACUUGUACAUUUCAUGGGAGUUGUAGAGGAUAAUGAGCCGCCUUUGAAACGUGUCAAGCUGCCCGUAGGAGAAGUCAGAACCUUUUUGGACCACUCAUCUGUUACAGGACCUGUAUCUUGCUCUUUGGGAGACUUGAUGGCCAGGCCUCUAAACUCCCAAGGAGAUGGAGAAACAGUUGGUUCAAGAGGAGUCAUUAAAAGAUUGGAAUUCGUCAAAAUCAUAACCAGGGCAUUGUACUCACUUGGCUAUGACAAGAGUGGGGCCCUAUUGGAGGAAGAAUCAGGAAUACCGUUGCACUCACCUGUAGUUAGCUUGUUUAUGCAGCAAGUCAUCGAUGAAAAGUGGGAUGAAAGUGUGGCGACGUUGCGUAAAAUUGGUGUUUUGGAUGAAACAACUGUCAAAAUGGCAUCUUUCUUACUAUUAGAGCAGAAGUUCCUGAAACUUCUGAAAGUGGAUGAUAUUGUUGCUGCCCUGGACACUCUAAGGAAUGAGAUAGUUCCUCUUCGUAUUAAUUUGAACCGUAUUCAUGAGCUUGCUGCCUGCGUUAUCUCUCCUGCACGGUGUUUUAUUUUUUGCCAGGAUACUGAGGGUUCAAAUGCUAGGUCAAAGAUUCUAGAAAAAUUACAGAAAUUGUUACCUCCUACUGUCAUGAUUCCUGAGAAAAGGUUGGAACAUCUUGUUGAGAAGGCUCUUGAUGUGCAACGUGAUGCUUGUGUCUUCCACAAUACUUUGGAUAGUGAUUUGUCGUUGUACUCAGAUCAUCAAUGUGGAAGAAACUGGAUUCCUUCUCAAACAUUGCAGAUUCUUGAAGCACAUGAUGAUGAAGUUUGGUUUUUGCAAUUUUCACAUAAUGGCAAGUAUUUGGCCUCAUCUUCCAAAGAUCAGUCAGCAAUCAUAUGGGAGAUUAAAGAGGACGGUAUAGUUGCAUUGAAGCAUACCCUAAAGGGUCACCGUAAACCUGUGUUGACUGUUUCAUGGAGUCCUGAUGACAGCCAACUCCUUACCUGCGGACAGGAAGAGGUUAUCAGACGCUGGGAUGUCAGUUCUGGGGAAUGCAUCCAUAUUCAUGAAAAAUCUGGUGUUGGCUUGGUUUCCUGUGGAUGGUUUCCUGAUGGCAGGGGGAUAUUUGCCGGCAUGACAGACAGGAGCAUCUGCUUGUGGGAUUUGGAUGGGAAGGAGCUGGAAUGUUGGAAAGAGCAGAAGACACUCAGGAUAUCAGAUAUGGCCAUAACUGAUGAUGGAAAGAAGAUCAUAAGCAUGUGCAAAGAAAAUUCAAUACUGUUGCUUGACAGGGAAGCUAAAUUUGAGAGUCUGAUUGAAGAGGAGGAAACGAUCACUUCAUUUUCACUAUCAAAAGACAAUAAGUUCCUUCUGGUUAACCUUAUAAACCAAGAACUCCAUCUGUGGAACAUAGAAGGCAGUCCCAAGAUUGUGUCUACGUAUAAAGGCCACACACGUACUCGUUUUAUAAUCAGAUCCUGCUUUGGUGGAUUUGAGCAAGCAUUUAUUGCAAGUGGUAGUGAGGAUUCUCAGGUGUAUAUAUGGCAUAGAGGCUCUGGUGAAUUACUGCUGGCGCUACCGGGACAUUCUGGAGCUGUUAACUGUGUGAGCUGGAAUCCAGAAAACCUUCACAUGCUGGCUUCAGGUAGUGAUGACCGAACAAUUCGAAUAUGGGGUUUAAAUCACUACAGCCUGAAGCAGAGAGAACAGAGUAAUGGAACUGUUCACCGCUGCAACGGGAGAAGUUAAAAAGAAGAAACAUUUGUGAACAGUUGUAAAAUUCCUUGGAAGUUACCAAGAUUUUAAUGUUGUUAAAGUUGAUUGACAUUUGUUUAAGACGUGGGAACAUUUACUUCUCUUCAUGGCAUAUGUGAUAGCUGGCAAAUGGCAUGAUUGUGAGCCUGUUAUCUGCCAAAAAGAAUAGAAAUUUAAUCUUCUGUAGAAGCUGCAUCCUUGGAUGAGUGUUUUUCUCUUUUCA
Molecule: messenger RNA, 2204 nt
Organism: Ricinus communis (castor bean)
Lineage: Eukaryota; Viridiplantae; Streptophyta; Magnoliopsida; Malpighiales; Euphorbiaceae
Product: WD repeat-containing protein 26 homolog
Exons: 5
Coding region: 239-1975 (578 amino acids)
Molecular function (GO): protein binding
Source: RefSeq, a predicted model, not a curated record